This is a messenger RNA of Lingula anatina, 688 nucleotides long. RefSeq names its product large ribosomal subunit protein uL1m-like. Lineage: Eukaryota; Metazoa; Brachiopoda; Lingulata; Lingulida; Lingulidae. The record is from RefSeq and is a predicted model, not a curated record.
AUCUACCUUAAAAUUUGGUGCUUUGGAAUGCCCUUACCCUAAUGAAAUGUAUAAGAAAAGAAUACCUGUCGAUCCUGUCUGGUCGCCACGUCACUAUCCAGUGCAGUUCAGCACACAUAGUGUAGAAAAAAGCUUAGAAAUGCACAGGGAACUGGCAGAUCCUUCCAUGAUGGAUGACAUGAAUAAAUAUGUUUACCUGGAGUUGAGAUUUGAUACGGAAAUAACAAAAGAAGUCAUGGUAAAAGGUGGAAAAAAAGAAACUAAGGUAUCCUAUCUUGAAAGCAUAAGUGAUUACUUGAAAUUCCCUCACAUGUUUGAAACAAAAGAGAAGCGGCGAGUAAUGGUUUUUUGCAAGCCUGAAGAAGUAGAGCUGGCCCUGAGCAAUGGAGCAGAGAUUGCUGGUGGAAAAGAAUUAGCAGAUCAGGUGGACAAUAAUGAAAUUGACUGGAAGAACAUGGAUGUCAUUCUGGGCACAGUGGAUGCUUUGCCAGACAUACUAUCUGUCAGGAAGAAGAUUAAAAAUAAGUUGCCUACUCAGAAAAGUGGGACUCUGGGUGUGGACUUGGUUGAAAUGUUGAAAAAACAUACUGAUGGAAUUGGAAUGACAUCUUUUCCAGUGAAAGCCAAUAUUUCCAUUAUGAAGGUCAAGGUUGGAACUGUAAGUUGUUUCUAAAGAAGCCAAUAUAGG